Strongylus vulgaris is the source of this 684-nucleotide messenger RNA. NCBI's taxonomy places the organism in Eukaryota, Metazoa, Nematoda, Chromadorea, Rhabditida, Strongylidae. The record is from the annotation of a GenBank genome assembly.
AUGAUAAACUUGCAGGAACGGAUAUACUGCUCAUCGUCGUCUGUUGAAGAAGUUUUCUGCCCAUGUUCUCAUGAAGAAUUGAAAGCUUUUCUCAUGGCUGUACAUCCGCCACAGCUUCGACUCAAUGAGCAAAAUAUCGGGCCAGUGUUAAUGUCUGCAUGUAAGAUGGAAUCACCUGCUUUGUUGAAGAAAUGCGCAUUAAUGCUGCUCGCCCAACAAACUCAGCUUUCUGUUUUUGUCCGUCUGUCUUUGUUGGAUCGAUGUUUCCUACACGAGAUGGUACCACAAUGUUUGCUUAUGGUCCAUCGACCAGAGCAACUUAUUCAGAUGACACAGCAAAGCACCUAUGACUGCCUCUCAACAAGAGCUCGUGCCGCAAUGCUCGACCGAUUAGCCGUGCUUCUUGAAAAUCCUGGCCUGCAACCGCAUCACUGCGCAAGGUGUAAAGUGCACUCUACCUGUGCAUCAGUCACGUGGAUGUGUCCGCAGUGCAAGACGUAUUCAACAGAUCCGAACUUACUGAGGCACCCAACUCAACCUCCUAACCUUUAUCAUACAAAUUUGUUUUCAAGGUGUAAAGUGCACUCUACCUGUGCAUCAGUCACGUGGAUGUGUCCGCAGUGCAAGACGUACUCAACAGAUCCGAACUUACUGAGGCACCCAACUCAACCUCCUAACCGUUGA